Messenger RNA from Chaetura pelagica (chimney swift), 3891 nucleotides. It is a transcript of the gene MRTFB, whose product is annotated as MKL/myocardin-like 2. The transcript is spliced from 16 exons. Gene Ontology annotation, biological process: smooth muscle cell differentiation. NCBI's taxonomy places the organism in Eukaryota, Metazoa, Chordata, Aves, Apodiformes, Apodidae. The record is from RefSeq and is a predicted model, not a curated record. Bases 1 to 3327 code for a protein of 1108 amino acids.
AUGGAUCGCCUGGGGACAGCGGAUGCUGAGGAUGACCCUGGAUCACUGACCAGACUUGCUCCAAGCCCUCACAGCGAAGCAGUUGCCCAUGAGUUUAAGGAACUCUCCCUGCAGCCCAAUCAAUACUUGCCUCCUCUCAAUGAACGGAAGAACGUACUUCAGCUGAGGCUACAACAAAGACGAACACGAGAGCAGCUGGUGGACCAGGGCAUCAUGCCACCUUUGAAAAGUCCAGCUGCAUUCCAUGAGCAGAUCAAGAGUCUGGAGCGAGCCAGGACUGAAAAUUUUUUGAAGCACAAGAUUCGCAGCAGGCCAGACCGGUCUGAGCUGGUCAGAAUGCACAUCCUUGAAGAGACCUUUGCAGAGCCCUCACUACAAGCCACUCAGAUGAAACUGAAGAGAGCUCGGUUGGCAGAUGAUCUGAAUGAGAAGAUUGCUCAGAGGCCUGGCCCUAUGGAACUGGUAGAAAAAAAUAUUCUUCCUGUAGACUCCAGUGUUAAAGAAGCUAUCAUAGCAGUGGGACAAGAGAAUUAUCCUCAAGCAUUGGAUGAUUAUUCAUUUGAUGAAGACAGCAGUGAUGCUUUAUCACCAGACCAGCCAGCCAGCCAAGAAUCCCAGGGUUCAGUUUCAGCAGCUUCCCCUGGUGAGCCAAAAACAAGUGACUCACCAUCACCAGUAACACCAAAUGCUACUACAACAACACAGUAUCCACCUUUAACCUCUCCAGUUCCUGAAUUUCUCAAAACUCCCUCUACAAUUGAACAGCACGUUACACGUUCUACUGCUACAACUACCCUGACCACAAAUACUGUAUCUGCAGCAAAGCCUGGACCAACGUUAGUAAAGCAAAGCCACCCAAAGAACCCAAACGAUAAGCAUCGGAGCAAGAAAUGUAAGGAACCUAAGCCAAGGGUGAAGAAAUUAAAGUAUCAUCAGUAUAUUCCACCUGAUCAGAAAGGUGAGAAAAAUGAGCCACAGAUGGACUCCAACUAUGCUCGUCUGCUACAACAGCAGCAACUGUUUUUGCAGCUGCAGAUCCUGAGCCAACAGCAACAACACUACAACUACCAGACAAUUCUACCUGCACCACUGAAGCCACUGAAUGACAAACAGAGUAACAACGGGAACACACCACUGAAUACCUUGAACAGCAGCACACCCACAUCAGCUGCCAGCUCACCAAGACAGAACAGUAAUAUUCCAAACCGGAAACCAGGACCUCUGCCUUCAAGCCUGGAUGACUUGAAGGUAGCAGAGCUAAAAAUGGAGUUGAAGUUGAGAGGAUUACCAGUCUCUGGAACAAAAACAGAUCUUAUUGAGCGAUUGAAACCAUAUCAAGAUCUUAAUAACAAUGGGGUGGCUACUAGUAGCUCUGUUACAGUAACCACUUCUACUGGGGCCACAGGUAGCACAGGGGAAGUGACUGUGGCCUUUCCUGUUGCAACAGUAAAUAAACCAGUGGCAAAUACAAUAACCAGCUUUCCUCCAGAAAAAACAUCUACCGUGACUGGCGGCAAAGUAGUAAAUACAGAAAACAUGGCCUCUCCUUUGCCUAUAUCUCCUUCUCCUUCAGAACAAUCUAGUUUAAGCACAGAUGAUACUAGUAUGGCAGAUACUUUCACAGAAAUGAUGACCAUGAUGUCACCAUCCCAGUUUUUAAGUACUUCACCACUAAGGGCAAAUACAAGUGACGAUAAUCAGAAUCGCAGUAGUGGAAGCAUCUCAACCAUGGAGUUUGAUGUAGCAGAAAAGGACCGCAAGCUUCAAGAGAAAGAAAAGCAGAUUGAAGAGCUCAAAAGGAAACUGGAACAAGAGCAAAAACUCGUGGAAGUACUGAAAAUGCAACUUGAGGUUGAAAAACGAGGACAACAGCAACAGUCUCAGACUUCUGGUAACUCAGCUGCUUUGGAACAGAAGCAACUCAGUGCUGCUGUCAAAGAUGAAAAUGCUCUUACUGAGUGCUCCAGUACAAAUCAGUCUGUACCUGUAGCUAGUCAUUCUUUAGGACAAUCAGUAUACACUAGCAGCCAGAAUCCAGUUGCCAAAAAGGCAGUUGUUAUCAAGCAGGAGAUACCUGUGGCCAAAGCUGAACCUCAGAAUGCCAUUUCUCAAUUUUAUGUUAAUCCACAGAGGCAGCCACAAACUGCAGUUGUUGCCACACCUCAAGCUUUAUUAACUACCCAAGGAACUGCACAGCUGCUCCUUCCACUGUCUAUCCAAGGACCGAAUUCUGCCACUGCCGUGCAGCUACCAGUUGGAAAUAUAAAGUUGCAGGCUCAAUCACAAGCUGGAAUACAGACCCCAUCACAAAUACCUGCUCCUAUUUCUUCCUCUGGCCUGGUCCAGACAGCACCUCAGAUGCAUACUCCACAAUCAAAACCAAAUACCAUCACGCAGCAUGCACUUGGUCAGACCCAACAAAUCAGAAAGGUUUUUCCACCUACCACAUCAAAUACAGUAUUUUCCUAUCAGGCUGCACCAGUUACAACACCUUCACAGUCUUUUAUUAAUAAAACAUCAAACUCUAACAUUCACACUGGUGGUAAUCAGGUUCCCUCUGCGCAGAAUGGACCUUCUCCUCCUAAUAAGCCUGGCUCUCCAUCUCAAGCCCAGCCUUAUAUUGUUCAACAGACUCUCUUCAACAACACAGUAUCCAAGACAAAAGAUCCUCCUCGUUAUGAAGAGGCCAUAAAACAGACCCGCAAUAUUCAGACAUCACACCGUGAGACUUCCAGUGCACACAGUCAGCAGAUGGAUGAUCUUUUUGAUAUUCUCAUCAAGAGCGGAGAGAUUUCCCUUCCAAUCAAGGAGGAACCAUCUCCCAUUUCUAAAAUGAGACCAGUAACAGCCAACAUCACUACAAUGCCAGUCAACACAGUGAUAUCACGCCCACCACCACAAAUCCAAAUGGCCCCUCCUCCUGUGUCCUUAGAACCAACAACCAGCUUAUCUAUAAGUUUGGAAAACCAACUUGAAGCCCUCUUGGAUGGAACUUUACCAUCAGCUAAUGAAAUUCCUCAACUUACAAGCAGUAAUGAGGACAGAGAGACAUUUUCUUUAAUUGAAGACCUCCAGAAUGAUCUGCUUAAUCACUCCAGCAUUUUAGAUCACUCUCAUUCACCCAUGGAAACAUCUGACCCACAGUUUACUGCUAAUAAUUCUUGUCUGUCUCUUGAUCUUCCUGAUACAAAUUUGGACAAUAUGGAAUGGCUAGACAUUACAAUGCCCAGCUCCUCAUCUGGACUCACUCCUCUCAGUUCUACUGCUCCCAGCGUGUUUUCCACUGACUUUCUAGAUCCACAAGAUCUACAGUUGCACUGGGAUUAAGCUAUAGCCAAUGAGAACAUGACCUGCGAGUCUCCUUACAGCAGAGGUCCAUCAUUAUAUCAUUCUGAUGGCAGUUAAGAUAAAUUAAGACAGUAAUAUUUGGAAGAACAAAUGCUUGAAGCUAAUUCCUUAUUGAUUUUCAAGUUUACAACAGUGAAUUACUUCAUGCUCCUGUCAGUAAUGCAGAUCAGGGCCCUAUGAAAGCUGUAUUUCACAAGUCAAGAAAUGAUUGUACUUACUGAUUGAAGUACCCCAAGGUAAAAUGCAUGAAAGAAAUUGUGUCUCUUGACUUCAUAAUGUUUAAAUGAGCAACACUUAAGAGACGAAAAAGUGAGAUUUCACCUGUGUAUAGACAGUGAGCAAGUGUUUGGGGGAGGGUGAGGUAUCACUGCACUUCAUUGUUCCUGUGGAUAGCCUGAGCCAGGGUCAAAAUUAAUUGUGAGGGCAAAGGCAAGUAGGAGCACUGGCUGGUUCAGUGACAUUUCAUAUAUCUAGUCUCUUAAUUUGUUCAACUUCUUUUUAUGUUUUGUUCUUGUGGGUUUUAAAACUCUUCCCUCGUUCUUU